Pristis pectinata (smalltooth sawfish) is the source of this 5391-nucleotide messenger RNA. Its product is annotated as transmembrane protein 164-like. Bases 327 to 1178 code for a protein of 283 amino acids. The transcript is spliced from 6 exons. Lineage: Eukaryota; Metazoa; Chordata; Chondrichthyes; Rhinopristiformes; Pristidae. The record is from RefSeq and is a predicted model, not a curated record.
AGCCGCUAGUGUUUCUGUGCUGGGGAAUUGCUCCUGCAAGUUUUUGACAAAGCAGCUUGUGCAUACUGUGGUUGGACGGGAUGCUUUUACACUCACACACACACACACGCUUAUACAGAAGGGUAAACAAGCAGACGAAGUAGAUAGAGGGGAGAAAGCGCUUUGAAAUACCUCAUCAUUAGAGAUUUCAAACGCAGCGGCGGAUUAGUCCACGCCGUGGACCUUAGAGAAAGGCCUUUCUGCAAAGUUCAUGUUCCUGCAACAAAACGAAUCUUGUAGCCUGUGCCCAGUCUUGUGCUUCUCCUGAGCAAGGAGGGAAGAGGAAGAUGUCUCGGUACAAUGUGUGCACGCUGCUGGACUGGGCUUACGGAGGCGUGGAUCCCCAGUUCGCAGGGAACGGGGGAGCCGAGUGCGCAGCCUUUCUGCCCCUGAGGCAGCGCUGGGUGGAGAGUAUUGUCUUCGUGACCAUCUCCCUGCUGGAGAUGGCGGUGGCCAUUCGCAAGAUCAGGCGGCAAAAACUGGGUAUAGAAUUCCAGCAGAAAAACGACAGCCUGGGCAAGAACCUGCUCUUGGUCUCCCUGUGUCUGACCUUUGGCGUUGAAGUUGGAUUUAAAUUUGCCACCAAGACCUUAAUUUAUCUGCUGAAUCCGUGUCAUGUUGUCACCAUGCUACAGAUAUUUCUCCUUGCAUGUCCUCCCUGUAGAAUUGCCGUAAUUGUUUUCAGGUUGCAGAUGCACAUGUUAAAUGGAGCAUUACUGGCAUUGCUAUUUCCUGUUGUUAAUACCAGGCUGCUUCCUUUUGAGAUGGAGAUCUACUAUAUCCAGCAUGUCACACUUUAUAUCGUUCCAAUUUAUCUGCUCCAGAAAGGGGGUGUGUACCAACCUGAACCAUUGGGUGACUUUUGGUGGGCCCUUCUUGCUACUGGACUUAUGUUCUUCUAUCAUUUCACCUUUUUGCAGAUCCUCGGAUUGGUCACGGAAGUUAACCUGAACAACAUGCUCUGUCCUGCGAUAUCUGACCCCUUCUACAGCUCCUGGUAUCGAAUCUGGGCAUCCGGACAUCAAACACUGAUGACAGUGACACAUGGAAAGCUGGUCACUCUCCUGUUCUAUGUUGCUGCUCCUGCUCGCAAGUAUGUGGUGGAUGUGGUCAAGCUGCCACUCAAGAAAUUUGUUUGAAACAUUGCAGUAAAUUUUCUCCAGCAAUGUACAUUGUUUAGGCAAAUGUUAGUAACUGGAAUGAAAGAAGAUUCAAAAAGGCGAAUUUUUAAAAAAAAUUGUUGACAGUCAAUGGCUCUGAUAUGGCCUCAAGGGAGCUUCAUCUGAAAUAGUUUUAUACUUUUUUCAAUACAUAAUGAAAGUGACUCUACGCAAAAAUUUAAAAUUUCAGAUUAAGUGAACAAGUUCAGAAAGGGAAAUCAUUGUCAUACAGAAUAAGUUGCAGUGAAAGUACUGGGCCAGAUACUUCUCAGUUUUCCUAUUUCCAUUCAUUAUCUCAGUCACAAGUGUUGUAUCUAGAACAUCCCCCACCCAAACAUCUGUGUGUGUACAUUUGAAACAGAUGGGCCAUGUACUGAUGUCUAACUCGUAAAUAAUAUUGAUGAAAAAUUGAUUCUGUUUUGUGCAUAUUAACUUUUUUCUGGGCAGUUAAAUGAAUGAGACUUAUUUACUUAAGUAUAAUUGAAAAUGUUGCAAGAUCACAGGGUCUGAAUGUGAAAGGAGGUGGCAUUUGCAAUCAACCUGCAUUAACUCUCCUGAUUGUUCCAUCACUGAAUUUUAUUUUUAUUUUCAAGUGAUGUGUUGAUCACAUCCUUGUCAGGGUCCUGUACAACUUGCUGCCUGGCCUUAAAAGACUUGGGAUGGCUGUUACUGCGUGGAAUUAGUUUGUUCCACUUUACUUGCCAUCUCAGGAGAUGUCACAACAAAAAAUUCUUGGCUGGGAGAAAUUGCAAGUUGGGUACAUGCUGCCCAUUUGAAAACAAUAAUUUACUGUCUCUUGGCACCCAAUUUUAAUUCCCUGAUGCUCUAUUUAGACAAACACAAGUAUUUUGAGGGAAGACAAUGCCAUUGCCACAUGACGUCUAUUGCCCAGACUAUUCAUUGGAGGUAAAUGCUCUAAGAUGGGUUUAGCUACUUUCCAUGUACUUUUUAAAAAAAAAUGAUUUGGAUGCUGUGGAGUUACAUUUGUUUCCUCCUUCUAAAAAUUGAAAUGCCCUAAAUUUUGGCUUAAUAAUGAUGCUUUGUGUCAUUUAUGUUAUCAAAAAUUUAAAGAACCUGAUAAUGUGGCUUAUGCCAGGUUGUAUAUCCUAGUCAUACAAGUAAACCUUGGCUUGGAGUUCAGCAAGCUUAUUCUAAAAUCAUAAAUCAAUUUCCUGCUACGUUAACAGGAAAACGUCUUUCAGAAUGCUUAAGUCUGAAAGAGAUGUCAUACAUAAUUUAAAGAUUCUUAAUGUUUUAGUGAUACAGUGGAAUGUUAUUUUGACCAUGAAGAGGUUUGUUUCUCUUUGUUGAUUUUAUAUUUAUAUGGUAUGUGCAACCGGAAGACUGAAUGAAGUUGAAAUGAAGCUGAGUUAUAAUCAAUCAGCAUUUGAUAUGUUUGAUUAACUCAUUUCUUGUGCAUCUGACUGGCUGCUUGCUGCAAAUAAUAUCGGUCUCCAUUACAAGGCAUUCAUGCAGAUUUCUAAGUGGUCUUAUUUUGUCGUCCUGAAAAUCCCAUUUCUACAAUCUUGCUGAUGCUCAAACUAAACGAGCACAAUUGUAUAAAAACAAGCCUCAUUUCCAAUGCAGGGGGAAAUACCUUCCAGCGAUAAUUGGUUUCAGUGAUUAUAGAUAGCUUGAAGAUGAUAAAAUUAACCAGCAUCUCAUUCCAUUUCACCUUUACAACAUAAUUCCUCAAAAGCAAAAAUUAACAUGACUUGUUUCUGUAUACAAAAAAAGGGUUGAGUUGGAAGCCAUUUGUUGGGGAGUACAUUGAUAUUUUUGUAUUGUGCUAAUUAUCAAACUCACCCUACUGAUUUGUUGCUUUUUUACUGUACUGUGAGCUUUGUUUUGGUCAUUGGGCUUGUAAAUUGUAUUGAACUUGUCAUUGAUGCAUUGUAUUGAUAUUCUGUCCCUUUCCCACUGUGUGAUCCUGGCAGUCCAUCACAUGAAUGUUUCUAUGGUUAGUUAAUGCUGCUGCUCCAGGAAUGAAAUGGAAAACAUGUUGGAAUCUGAGACUGUGCCUUUCCUUCCUUUUCUCCAGGUAAGAUUUCUUUGCCACAAAUUAGCUCACUGGUAUUACUGAAAAUGCAAAUAGCCCAAAGCUCCAGUCCACAAGCAAGAAACUUUAAUCCUGUGACACUGGUUUGUUGAUGGGCAACUGCUUUCAGAAAACAAGUUUUUCUUUGCCAAUGGUUUAGUGGGUGAAAGCUUCAUUUGCUUUUCAUCUGUUCUACACACCAAACAAUCCCACAUCUGAUGCAGGGUCUGUGCUAUUUCUACCAUAUUAACAAUGACACAAUGCAUCUGGCAUUCUCAACCCCAGACUAGGAAGAGGAAAAUGUAGUGGUGAUUCAUCACUGUUUAAUGUGCUAUAUGUAGUAUAAAGAUGAGAGCAUGGAUAGAUUAGGCCAAGGUGCCUUCUGCAGUUCAAAUGGCUUCCUCACACACGGAGGGCUGUUAGUUCUUAAGCAAAAAUGAAUAGUAGUUCAUCAAGCUUGUUAAUUGUAAAGUGGCCUUUUAGAAGGGAAGGGUGGAAAAAAUUUAAACCAUUCUAAGUCCCAGCAUUGUUGUAUAAUUUUCCUACAACAAUGAAAAAAUAUUAAAUACAGGUAGGGAUCAGCCCUGUGGUUCCUUGAGCCUUCACCAUCAUUCUAAAUAAUGGCAGGUCCUGUACCUCAACUUUACUUCCCCACCUGAUCAUAAUAUUGGUUGUGAUCUCCUUAAUGUAGAAAGUUCUUUUGGACAUCAGCCUUGAAUAUUCUCAAUGACUGAACAUCUAUAGCCCUCUGGAAUUACAAAGAUUAAGAACCCUCUGUGUAUAGAACUUCUACCUGUCCUUAAUCCUAAAUGGCCAAAUCUGAUACUGUCUCCCAAGUUCACAAUUCUCCAGACUUAGGACUUACCCUUUGUUUCCCUCAGAAUCUUGUGCAUUUCAGUGACACCACCUCUAAACUCCAGGGCUGUUGACCAACUUUACUCAAACCUCUCCUCAUAAAACAAUCUCCAUCUCAGGAAAAUGAAUAUGAGGAAAUUACACUCUAGAACCUAUGCCUUACCAACUGUAUUUAUUAAUUAGUUAACCUGGAUUCAGGUUUUAACAAAAAUCAAUUUGGUAUUAAUAUAAUGCUAUUUGGAACUGUUAAUUGCGAAGUAAGGCUUAGUUGGAAAUUGAGCUUUUUUUAGUUGAAAAGUCAAAAGCCGCAUGUGAAUUUCUUUACCGUAAUGCCUAAACAAUUGGUAGAGAGGGGAUGGCACUUUAGAAAUUAUGUUUGAAUGGAUUUGUGCCUUUUGGGUACAUUUUAUAGAAUGGUUUCUUUUACACUGCCUUUUGUAUAGACCUGUGGGUAAGUGCAUUGUGACGAUAUUCCAAAUGCACAGUGCGAUCUCUAGCUAAUAUUAGAGGCACAGCAAAGCUGGAACUUUGUGCGAAGGCCUUAUUGCUGAGGGCAACAAAAUCCACAAAACAAGAAUGCCAGUGUUGAGAUGAUGAUAUAUGGGGGGUGUAAAAGAUCCUAACAGCUAUAUAAAAAAAAUUGAGCUUUGCUUUGUUUCAUGUUUCGAUAAGAUACUUUGUAAAGUUGUUUAAUAGCUUCAAGAUCAUGUGGCCUUCUUAAAUAUCUCUGCAAACCUUUUAGUAGUAUUGAUAUGACAACUCAGGGAGACAAGGAACUGCCUGGAAUCAUCCGGUCGGUUAUAUUUAAAAUUAGACGAGUAUCUUAGAGGUAUUUAUUUCCAGGACUUACCAUCUUACUGCUUCUGGCUGGGUAAUUUCAAGGGGCCAGCAAAAACAUGUAAUGAUGAUAAUACUACAUUUUAAUAUUUCAAAUAUGUUUUCAGUUGUCUUGCAAGUUUCUGUAGUUUCACUGGCAUCUGAGACUUGUGGCUUUGAUCAGGAGUGUGUCUCAACUGAAAUGUUUUUUUAAUGCAAAACUUCAAAUGGAAUAUUGGGACUUCCAAACUUAAAGGGAAAAAGAAGUUUGCAGCUGGUUUUGGAGAAUGUCACUUAUUUUAAGUGAGGUUUACCACUUAUGUAGUUUUUAAAAAAAAGAAAAUCACUUCAAGCUGCUGCUUUAAAAAUUAUGUCUGCAUAGUGAAAUUUAAGUUAUUAUUGGAAGCAUUUUAUCACAAGCUGCAUAUUUCUAAUUUGCUUUCCAUGUUUAUAGAAAAUUGUUUAUUAAAAGUUGUGCAUUUU